Molecule: messenger RNA, 1760 nt
Organism: Chenopodium quinoa (quinoa)
Lineage: Eukaryota; Viridiplantae; Streptophyta; Magnoliopsida; Caryophyllales; Amaranthaceae
Product: coatomer subunit beta'-3-like
Exons: 10
Coding region: 66-983 (305 amino acids)
Biological process (GO): intracellular protein transport; endoplasmic reticulum to Golgi vesicle-mediated transport; intra-Golgi vesicle-mediated transport
Cellular component (GO): COPI vesicle coat
Molecular function (GO): protein binding
Source: RefSeq, a predicted model, not a curated record
UCUCCUACAAAAUUGUAAACUUAAAGAAGAAUUUUCAAGUUUAUUUCCACAUUCAAGAAAUAAAAAUGUCUCUCAUCAACACCAAUGAUUUCCAGGUUGAAUUCACUCAACAAUCCGCUAGAGUAAAGUCAUUGGACCUUCAUCCGGUGCAGCCAUGGGUCUUGGUUGGUCUUUACUCUGGAACAGUCCAAAUCUGGAACUAUCAAUCAAAGAGCAUGGAGAAAUCGUUCGAGGUUACUUCCAAUAUACCAGUGAGGUCAGCAAUAUUUGUAGCACAAAAGGAUUGGAUAAUAACAGGGAGCGAUGACAAAAUGAUCCGAGUGUAUGACUACAAAACUGAAGAGAAGGUCAAGGAGUUUACAGCACAUGAAGAUUAUGUGAGGGACAUUGUUGUUCAUCCCAGUCUUCCAUAUGUUUUAACCGCGUCCGACGACAAACAAAUCAAGCUCUGGGAUUGGGAAAACGAUUGGGUUUGUACUCGAACCUUCGAAGGACACUCACAUUAUGUGAUGCAGGUGGCUAUCAACCCGAAUGACCAUAACAACUUUGUUAGUGUUUCUCUUGAUGGCUCCAUUAAGAUAUGGAAUCUUGACAAUUCAAAUCCAAUUCAAUCCGUAGCUGCCCAUGACACUGGAGUUAAUUGUGUUGAUUAUUACUUAACAAGUGAUAAUAAACUCUAUAUACUCACUGGUUCGGAUGAUUUUACCACAAAGGUAUGGAACUAUGAAAAUAUGAACUGUGUUGAAGUGUUAAAAGGACACACAAACAAUGUGUCUACAACUCUUGUUCAUCCUGACCUUCCGCUCAUUUUUACUGGAUCUGAGGACAAAACAAUUAAAAUUUGGAAUGCAAUCACUUACAAGCUAGAGAAGACCCUUGAUCAGAGUCUUGGACGAGUGUGGACACUUAAGUAUGACAAAACUUCCAAUCAGAUUGUUAUUGGCUGUGAUGAGGGAUUCCUCGUGGGAAAGUUUGAGCCUUGAAGAAUUCGAACUAUGGGAUGUCUUGGAAUCAAAUUUGAACAGAUUGAUGUCUACCUGAAAGCUGAAUAUGCGUUUUUUGUAGAGAUGAUUAUCACCUAUGCUUUAUUUUCUAAAGGUUUUAGCAUGCACUACGUGCAUUUAGAUCUAGUGCUACAAUAAAUAAAGGGUCAUUGUCCUACAUAUUAAUGUAUUUUCAUACUUUGCAAGACCAUUAAUUUUAGCAUUAAUAUGAUGUUGUUGGAGAAGCUUUAGAACUUCUUUUAUUUUGUUUAAUCUAGUUUUUUUUUUUCCCUUUUCUUUUAUGCACUCCUUGUGUUUUUUUUUUUGGUUUCAUUCACUUUCAUUGUUGGUCGUUCUAUUAUAUUUUAUUCACUUUGCUUUUUUCGAUGUGGCAUACCCCCUUUACAAUUUUACCCCUUCAAUUCCACAUAUCAAUUUUUCAUACUCUAUUUUCAUUUAUUCACCUUUUUCUUACACAAACUCACUUAUUUACAUUUGUUAUCUUACUUUAUUCUACACCCAUUCACAUUCUUCAAUAAUUUUUAAAUUGCGUAUUUAUAGUAAGUGAGUACAGUAGAACAUAAUAGAAUCGAUAUAGUUUUUUUUUUUUUUUAACAUACUUCUUCCGUUUUUAUUUACUUGUAACACACUCUUUUGGCAUGCAUGUUAAGGAAGACAUUAGACUAGGUGAACAAAUAAAUUAAAUUACAAAAUUUUAACACCUAUAAGAAGAAAGGGAUAAGUUGCUACGGUUUAAAUUUCAUAACUUAAUUCAUU